Molecule: messenger RNA, 1059 nt
Organism: Purpureocillium takamizusanense
Lineage: Eukaryota; Fungi; Ascomycota; Sordariomycetes; Hypocreales; Ophiocordycipitaceae
Gene: RPS1
Product: ribosomal 40S subunit protein S1B
Exons: 5
Coding region: 60-830 (256 amino acids)
Biological process (GO): translation
Cellular component (GO): ribosome; cytosol
Molecular function (GO): structural constituent of ribosome
Source: RefSeq, a predicted model, not a curated record
ACCACCCACCCAUCUAGCACCUUUGAUUCUCCAACUGAUCAUCAAGUUGGCCAGCAAUCAUGGCUGUUGGAAAGAACAAGAGGCUCUCCAAGGGCAAGAAGGGUCUCAAGAAGAAGACCGUCGACCCCUUCUCCCGCAAGGACUGGUACUCGAUCAAGGCUCCCAGCCCCUUCAACGUGCGAGAUGUCGGCAAGACUCUCGUCAACCGCACCACCGGUUUGAAGAACGCGAACGACGCCCUCAAGGGCCGCAUCGUCGAAGUUUCGCUGGCCGAUUUGCAGAAGGACGAGGACCACGCGUUCCGCAAGGUCCGUCUUCGUGUGGAUGAGGUUCAGGGCAAGAACUGCCUCACCAACUUCCAUGGCCUCGAUUUCACUUCGGACAAGCUGCGAUCUCUCGUUCGCAAGUGGCAGACCCUGAUCGAGGCCAAUGUCACGGUCAAGACCACCGAUGACUACCUUAUUCGUCUCUUCGCCAUUGCCUUCACCAAGCGACGACCCAACCAGAUCAAGAAGACCACCUACGCUGCAUCGUCGCAGAUCCGCGCCAUUCGGCGCAAGAUGACGGACAUCAUCCAGCGCGAGGCUUCCAGCUGCACUCUUACCCAGCUCACCUCCAAGUUGAUCCCUGAGGUCAUCGGCCGCGAGAUUGAGAAGUCGACUCAGGGCAUCUACCCUCUGCAGAAUGUGCACAUCCGGAAGGUUAAGCUACUGAAGGCGCCUAAGUUCGAUCUGGGUGCCUUGAUGGCGCUUCAUGGAGAGUCGGGAACGGAUGAUCAAGGCCAGAAGGUUGAGCGAGAGUUCAAGGAGCGAGUCUUGGAACAGGUUUGAAGGGCGCUUUCUGUGAACAGGCGUGGGGGAACAGGGACCCUCGCGGGUGAUUCACUCACCCCAUUGUUUCGGUCAUCGCAAAUGGCGUAGCAUCUAAGGCGGUUGGGGGCUACGGUAAUGUCCCCAUGAAAUGGUAAAAGGGUUCUACAUUGUCCUAUGCAUAUCUAUGCUCGUGACGCAAUGCGCAAUCGGCACGAGGUGCUGCUGGCAUCCCCGAGAUGAUCCACAG